Molecule: messenger RNA, 2396 nt
Organism: Myodes glareolus (Bank vole)
Lineage: Eukaryota; Metazoa; Chordata; Mammalia; Rodentia; Cricetidae
Source: RefSeq, a predicted model, not a curated record
AGGUCAGUAGCGGCUCGCGAAAAAUGUCGCGGCCCGGCGGGGUCUGGGGGUCCGCGGCGGCCAUGGCCUGCGAGCAGCCUGACAGCCUGGAAGGUUGGGUGCCGCUGCGCGAGGACCUCUUCCGGGAGCCCGAGCGACACCAGCUGCGUUUCCUGGUGGCCUGGAACGCCGCGGAGGGCCAGUUCGCCGCGGCCGCGCGGCUGCGCCAGGUUCUUCAAGAUCACGGAAAAGCCAACACCAUGGUAGAGUUAAUGAAAGUUUAUCAAGAGGAAGAUGAAGCAUAUCAGGAAUUAGUUACCAUGGCAACCAUGUUCUUCCAGUAUUUACUGCAGCCAUUUAGAGAUAUGCGGGAAGUUGCGACCUCAUGUAAGCUUGAUAUUUUGAAGUCCCUGAAUGAGGAUGACCUGGGUCCUAAAAGGGUGCUUUCCCUGGAGAAGGAAGCCAAUGAAUGGACCAGACGGACUGAAGAAGCAGUGGUUUCUAUUCAAGAUGUCACUGUGAAUUACUUUAAGGAAACAGUAGCAGCAUUAACAGGAAUGCAGAAACAAAUGGAACAGGAUCGGAAGAGGUUUGGCCAGGCUGCCUGGGCCACAGCCAUGCCCAGACUAGAGAAUCUCCAGCUCAUGUUAGCUCGGGAGACUCUGCAGCUCAUGCGAGCCAAAGAGCUGUGUCUCAGCCACAGGCGAGCUGAAAUCCAGAGGAAGGUGGAGGAACUUCCAGACCAGGGAAAGACCAUAGAUGUUGUAGACGAGCUGGAAAUACAGUAUUACGAGAUUCAGUUGGAAUUGUAUGAGGUUAAACUUGAGAUCCUGAGAAGUGAGGAGACGAUCCUUGUCACACGAUUGGACUCUGUUAAGAGACUUAUAAAAGAGAAACAGGAUGAAGUGGUCUACUACGACCCGUGUGAAAGUCCCGAGGAGCUGAAGAGCCUGGCUCACAGUCCGGAGCUGCACCCUGGUGAGAAUGGAGAGCUGAGGGCACUGAGACAGCAGUGGCAGCGGCUGGAGGCUCAGCGGGGCCGCAUCUCUGCCAGGAGGGCCCGCCUCAGGAACAGAAAGGAUCACUGCCGAGAAAAUCAUCGACUCAGACUGCAGCAGGCUAAACAAAGUGUGAGCCGUUUUCACCAGCACCACAGUGUUCAGAUGAAAAGAGACAAAAUAAAAGAAGAGGAGCAAAAGAAAAAAGAGUGGAUAAGCCAUGAACGCCAGAAGACGCUUGAGCGACUAAAAGCAUAUAGGGAGAGGUGUCCAGCUCCUCAUUCCGCACUGAAUACGACUUGCUCAGAAACCAGGGUGCCAAACCUGUCAGGUGGACGCUCUCGGAAGAGAUCCUCAAUAGCUCAUCACAAGACAGAUCAUCCUUCCUCUAGCAAAAACGGAAGUGUUGCUUCUCCCUUACCUGAAGCUGAUACGAGAACCCUGGAGCAUCAAGACACCUGUGGUGGCAUCCCUGUUCAGGUUUUUGUUCCAGUUGGGGACCAGACACUCUCCCGAUUCAGUGAGGAUCUGUCACUACCACCACAGCCGCCUCCUCCUCCUCCUCCUCCACCCCCUCCUCCUCCACCACUUCCCCUCCGUGCUCUGUCCUCUUUUCAAGCCACAACUCAUCAGAAUUUAGGACUGAGGACUUCAGCAACAGAGGGUCAGCCACUCUCUUUAGCGUGCGAGGAGGCUGCUGAAAGACCAUGCGAUUGUCUGGACAGCUUCCAGCGUACAGACUCUAUGUACGAUGUGUUGGCCUUCAUACGGCAGGGCAAGGCCUCUCUCCGGAAAGUCGAAGUGCCUUCCUUGCCCCCUCCUCGCACUUCAGUCAAUGAACAAGUUCUGGCGGCCAUCAGGCAGGGGGUGCAGCUAAAGAAAGUCCACCCAGACGCAGGAGCGAAGCCCAGCAAGACGAGUACCAGCGACCUGGAGAGGAGCAUCAAGGCGGCCCUGGAAAGAAUCAAGAAAGUGUCUGCUGACUCAGACGACAGUGAUGAGCAGAACCCUGGCGUGUGGGACCACUAGGGUUUCCAGGUGACAAAGGCAGACAUGUCCAUAAACCCUAGACCAGCAAGGCUUCCCUGAGAACCUACUCUGUAGCUUAACACUGGGGAGAAGAGGGGAGGCGUGGUGACUGUCACCGCCCACAGUCAGUGGAGGCAGGCCGUGGGAACAGUGCUAUGUCCACUGUAGAGGCACUGUCUGACCUGGAGGUGCAGCCCUGUGGAAUACAUUAGACAAUGUACUUCCAUGUGCUUGGACACUGGUUCUUCAGACUUAAAGGCUUGAAUGUGAACAUGAUUUUAGCAAUAAUCCAAUAAAUUACAUAUAUUCCAGAAUUACUUUAAAUAUUUAAAUAAAAUUUAUUUUGUGUAUCACUACUACAGAAACUCAUAAUAAACAGUAUUUAUAAUG